UGUCAGUUCUGGUUUGCCCAUCUUUGCGUGUGCAUCAAGGUCUUCUUUCUGAUGCUUCAAGAUGACCACAACAGUUGGGAACAUUUCUGAAGGCUUGAACACAACUAAGUUUGACAACGUGUCCCAAAGCAUUCCUGAUUCCAGACAAGUGAAAAACCACUCUAAUAACACAGCAUCUCGACCUGAUUGGAUACUCUACACAGUUCCUGCGUCAGCAUUUCUGAUUGGGAUUGUGUUGUUCACAUAUGUUUGCAAAACACAACAACGCAGAAAUGCACCUGCAAAGCAGCGGACAAACACAAACGAACACUUUGCCACUUACACCGACUUUGGGUACACUAAGAGCAAUACUCAGAGACAUAUGGUUACCAAUGAAAACAAAAAGGAUGACACACAAUCCUAUGAGAAUGUAGAAGCAGCUAUCUACAGCAAUCAAGACAAAGUCACAUAUUAUGUUUCUGCAGAUGAAGAUUAUCUUAACCCCGAUGCAAUGGGGGAAGAGGAAGUGGUGGGGCCAGAGGAUCUUCACAACAACACCCUACAACUGCCUAGCAAUUUGACUGAUACAGAUGGAGAGUCGUAUGAGAACAUGGAGGGGUGUUUAUAUGCUCAGCCUCGCACACAGACACAGCAGUUCCAGCACGACGCUGAAGAUGAGGACUAUAUCAAUCCUGAUGAAGAUCAAAAACAAGAUCUCGCUCUAGACCAAACAGACACCGGCAAGUGUUUCAUUAUGUGUUUGUAUGCACAUGUACAGUUUGGAAUGAAAUAAACAAACAAAAUAUUA
Molecule: messenger RNA, 787 nt
Organism: Carassius carassius (crucian carp)
Lineage: Eukaryota; Metazoa; Chordata; Actinopteri; Cypriniformes; Cyprinidae
Exons: 9
Coding region: 62-772 (236 amino acids)
Source: RefSeq, a predicted model, not a curated record